AUGGCUACAAGUAACAACUGGGAGGCGUGCAAGCAAGACAAAACGGAUAAACGUUGCCGGUUUAUUGACCUCAUCUUCAACACUGGGAAACUUCAAGGCAAAAAUCCGGACCGGGAAGUCAAACACGCCGAUUGCUCGAUCAAUGUCGAAGAAACUGCAAAGGAAUGCGUUUCCAGGUAUACGGAUAAAACAAAGUAUCAUAACUGUUACGGCACCGUCUUUAACUUUCCGGGCUACACUGCCCUUAAGGGCUCAAGCGGAGAAUGGAACGACUUCGUCAAGAAGCUCGGAGAUGCAGUCGCCAAGACCGCGCAGUCGAAAAAGACCGACGCGAACAAAAAGCUAUUCGAACACUUUGACGCCACCCCGGAGAACAUCCUUACUGCCCGUGCCGGAGAUCAUGGCAAGUAUGCCAUACCGUUGGCGGAAGCGGACUUUCAAGCCCACAAUGUGCCGGAGACCAAACUCCGAGCCAUCGGUAACGAUGAUCUCUACGGUAAGAUAUCGAGAUAUUAUAACAGGAUGUACGGCACAGGCGAAGUGAGUAAGGAUCCGAAGAAUGAGAAAAAGGCUAAAGAUCAUAACGAUGUUAUCAAUUCGUACAAGCAGGUGCAGGCCAAGCUUUCCACAUGUACUUAG
Molecule: messenger RNA, 639 nt
Organism: Sordaria macrospora k-hell
Lineage: Eukaryota; Fungi; Ascomycota; Sordariomycetes; Sordariales; Sordariaceae
Source: RefSeq, a predicted model, not a curated record